This is a messenger RNA of Monodelphis domestica (gray short-tailed opossum), 2258 nucleotides long. It is a transcript of the gene HAUS7, whose product is annotated as HAUS augmin like complex subunit 7. Gene Ontology annotation, molecular function: microtubule minus-end binding. Gene Ontology annotation, cellular component: HAUS complex. Gene Ontology annotation, biological process: microtubule organizing center organization; spindle assembly. The record is from RefSeq and is a predicted model, not a curated record. Lineage: Eukaryota; Metazoa; Chordata; Mammalia; Didelphimorphia; Didelphidae.
GUGAUCUUGCAGGAUCCAGCCAAUGAAAAGAUCUGGGAAGUGAGCGCGCGCUACAGAGCUCAGACAGCUCCUCAGUCUAGCAGUGGGAGCAAUUGGAGCAGCAGCGACGAUGGCUGAUCGGUGGAACGGGUUUGGGGACAGCGACAGCGAUCCGGAGGCCUCUGUAGCUAGGAACAGGCAGUGGGAAGAGUUAUGGGGAGCAGAGGAGGAGUGGUGCCAGCGGGAGGAAGAUGAGGAGGAGGAGGAAGAGGAGGAAGUAGAGGAGAGGGAGGAUGAAGACGAGGUUCAGGACUACAGGGAGGACGAGGACGAGGAUCAGGACGAGGAGUGGCAGAACUUGCUGCAGGGGGCUUGGGCAAACAACUUGGAGGACGAGGACGAGGACGAGGACGAGGACGAAGACUGGGAGGAUGAGGAUGGGGGGCAGGUGAAGCUGGAGGAGGAGGAGGAGCAGCAGCACAGGGAGGAGGAGGAGGAGGACUCCCAGCUCUCCCUGGAGGCCCUGCGGGUCCUGGAUAGACUGAAGAUGAUGGACUGCCCUUUCCUCUCUGGUCUUUAUACCAGUAGACAGAAGACUGCCAAACAGUUCCUGUGCACCCCGUCACUUUACCGUUUGGAUAUUCUGGCCUGGCUGUUUACACGAUUGUAUCCCUCAUUUCAAGAAUCAUUUGAAGCUUGGCAGGACUCAAAUGAUGAAGACAAAAUAAUAGAGCUGACCAAACUUGGCAAUGAACUGAUGCUGUGUGGGCCAAAUGACCAGGAUCUCAUUAAGGGUUGUGUCCGUGACAAAAGACAGCUGGGUUUCAUGAAGGAAUUACUCACUCUGAUAGAAAAUAUGAAUACUGAAUUCAGUGGCAAUUUCUCCAGCAUGGGCAAGAACAUGAGUAACUUGAAGCAAAAGGAGGGCCAAGCAACUGCAGACCUGCACAAGGAGAUCACAGGCCCCAAGUCAAACUCUGUGCCUCAAGCGGCAGAGUCCCAUCUUGAAAAAGAAGAAAACCGUAAUGGAAAGGCAAUGGAGUCCAAGAAGUCCAAAGUGGAAGAGCUUUCCGACAAACUGACCAAGCUCACUGAAAUGCUGCAGACACACAAUAGAGAGGUCUUCAAUAGUCAGGACAGAGUCAACAGACUGUUUUACCCGGGUCCAUCUAGGUUCCAUAAGCAGGACUCAAGAGCUGCCAAUGGAGUCACGAAUACUUCUGAGGAAGGGACCACAAGAGCAGAGAGGCCACGUCAGGGGAAAGGCUAUUUUGGUAGAGGCAACUUCACAGGGAUGCAGCCUCAGAACCCCAAACCAGUGACAAGCCAGAAUAUGCCAUUUGGCCUCCGCCACAUGGGAAGAGGAUUAGGAAAUUCUCAUAAUGGGCAAUGACAUAACAGUCUAUCUGGCCCACCAUUCCGUAACAUAAUACAUUAACAGAUAAUUAAAAAAUAAUAACUAUCCUUUAUGUAGCGCUUAAGGUUUACCAACCACUUUGACAAUGUUAUUGCAUUUGAUUCUCCUAACAAUCCUAGAAAGCUUAGAUUGCUGGUUCCUGGGAAAAUCUCUUAGUUCUACUAAGGAAGGGCUCAGGUUGUUCACACCAGAAUGAAUCGUCUUCUAGACUACAGGUUCCAUGAAAGCAGGACUCCUAUUCUAUCAAAGCAUCCAUUUUCUAAAGAACCUAGCACUUUGUAGAUAUAUUUAUUUUUAUAAAUUUGAUUUAGUUUCCUGCAUAUUUUAGAAAUGAAAUCCUUAUCAGAGAAAAUUACUAUAAUUUUUAACUGUUUCCUGCGUUCUGAUUUUUGCUGUAUUAGUUUUAUUUAUGCAAAACACUUUUUGAUUUUGUGUAAUGAAUAUUAUCCAUUUUACCUCUUGUGAUCCUCUAUAUCUCUUUUCUGGGCACAAACUCUCCCCUUAUCCAUAGUUUUUGCAAGUAAAUUUCCCUAUGCUUUCCUAAUUUGCUUAUGAUAUGACCAUUUAUAUUUAAAUCAGAUACCCAUUUUGACUGGUGUAUGGUAUGAGAUGUUGGCUUUUGCAUUAUUUCUGCCAAACUACUUUUAGUUUUCCCCAGCAGUUUUUGUAAAAUUAGUGAGUUCUUGCCCCAACAAUUUGAAUCUUUGUGCUUAUCAAAAAUUAUAUUGCUAUGUACAUUUACUAUUGAGUAUCACAUACUUAUUCUAUUCCACUGACCUACCAUAGUGUUCCUUAUCAAAUACUAAUUCUUUUGAUGAUAACAGCUUUGUAAUAAAGGUUGAAAUCUUGUACUUUUAGUCUA